This is a messenger RNA of Paramecium octaurelia, 1596 nucleotides long. Lineage: Eukaryota; Ciliophora; Oligohymenophorea; Peniculida; Parameciidae. The record is from the annotation of a GenBank genome assembly.
AUGUAUAUAAACUCUGAGAAUUUAUUACCAAAAUUGCAAGGAGAAGCAUUUGGUAUUGAUAUUGAAUUUAGUAAUAAACGAAUUUGUCUAAUCUAAAUAUCUGAUGGGAAGGAUAUAUAUUUAUUCGAUCCAAUAGCUUUGAAUUUAGAGUAAUAUAUGAGAGAUUUUUUUUAAAAUGAUGCCAUCAAAAUAUUUUAUAGUGGUGCUCAAGAUUUGAAAUGGUUGAAAACUGAAUAUCAAAUAGAAGUUAAAAACUAUUGUGAUUUAAAAGUGCUUGCUUAAAAAGAGCCUGAUUAAAGUUUAAUUGCAUUAUGGAAGAAGUAUUGUGGAGUCUAAUUCGAGAGAGACGACAAGAAAAGAUUACAAAAAAGUGACUGGUUUGCACGACCAUUAUCUUAAGAAUAAUUAUUCUAUGCUGCUCUUGAUUGCAAACAUCUGGUUAUGUUAAGAGAAAUUUUAUUGUAAUAAUAUACGGACGAGGAAAAGAAGUUUAUACAUUUCUCAACAGACCUCAAAGAACCUAAACUAUUGAGAUAUUUAAAGAAAUAAUUGGGUGACAAUGAAGAUGUUCUUUUGCCUUAAAAGAUUUAUAAGCAUAUCAAAUUCUAGGAGCCUUUUUAAACAGACGAUUAGAAGAUUAUUGGGUUGAUUGAAUAAUUAACUAAAAAACAUCACGAAGAUUACAAGGAAUAGAAAAAACAAAGGUUUUUACAAUUUUAAGAAAAAUUUACAACACACAAACCUGUUUAUAGUAAUUGCCGUAUUUAUAGUUUAAGUGGAUUAUAACUAUGCUUUUGUGAUUAAAAGAAAAUUGAAUGGUAUGUAAAGAAUGGGUUAGGGGAAUAUUUAGAUGAAAAGAGUAUCAAAUUAAAUUUUGAUCCUGUUUGUGAAUUUGAUGAAAAAGAAAUGAAAUUUUAUAAUGAGGAAAGGGCAAAUCGAUGUGUUGUUUGUGGUGCCUCUUCUAAUAUAUUAAAAUAUCAAAUCAUCCCAUACAUGUACAAACAUAACCUACCUAAUCAUUAUAAAUCUCAUAGGGCUCAUGAUGUUGUGAUCAUAUGUGCUCGUUGUCACGAAAAAGCCUCUGCUCUACAAGACAAGAAAAGGGCUGAAGUUGCUUAGUUGUAUGGAGUUCCUUUGUAAUAUUAUGGGGAGGAAAAGAAAGUAGUUGAUAAGUUGAAUUACAUUCUUAAAAAGUACGAUAACCUUACAAAAGCAGGAAAACCUUUUGAUUUUGCUUAAUAUGAAGAGAUCAGAAAUCAAUUUAAAGACUUAAUCUUAUUGCCUGCUGAAUUUAACAAAGAAGAGCUAACUUAAAUUAAUGAGAAGUUGAAAAAAGAUUUAAAGAAUACCCAUGGAGAAACUGUUGUUAAGAAAUUAGACACAGAUGAGAAAAUUGAAGAAUUUAUAAUGAUUUUCAGAAAACACUUCUUAUUAUCCAUGGAUCCUUAAUUUUUACCUAAAGAAUGGGCUAUCGAUCAUAGAUUUAAAAGAAACUUUGGAGAAAAAUCGAUUUAUUUUUAGAAGUAAGAAGCAAAUGAAUACAAAUAGGAAUUAAAAGAAUAAGAAUAACAAGACAUAGAAAAAUGAAAUAUAGGG